Molecule: messenger RNA, 1508 nt
Organism: Moneuplotes crassus
Lineage: Eukaryota; Ciliophora; Spirotrichea; Euplotida; Euplotidae
Source: the annotation of a GenBank genome assembly
AAAAUUAACAAUGAACCUCGACAGAUCCCCUAGAACAGGAAACUUCUCUCUCAAAGGUACACCAAAUGCCCCCAUCCCAAACGCUCCGUCUCCCCUUCCUUAUAUUGCCUUGGGCACCUCUCUAGCUACCAUGAAACAGCACCAAGUAUUUCCAAAGUCUACUUCCCCUAGAAAGCUCAAGAACUUGACCAGCCUGGUCAAGUCCUUGGUCGCACAGCGCUGAAAGCCUUUAGAGGAAAUAGUCAGGAAUUUGAGAAGAGAAAUGAAAUUGAUGAAGAAGCAGCUGAGUGGAAUGAAGGAGGAAGAGAAGAAGGUAGAGAGGAAGGAAGAGAGGAAGAUGAGAAAGGAGAAGUUGAGUCAGGAUAUACCAACAAUACCAGUGGUGAAUAGGACUUUUGGAGAGGAAAUGAAAGAAAUGAGGAAGAGUUUAGCACCUUUGGUGCCGCUUUUGGGGUUUAAGGCUGUUAAAGUGCCUUCUAAAUUGAUUCAUUCUUCGAGGAAUAGUGAGAUUCCUCAUAUUCAGACUUUUAACGAUGUUGAUGAAGGUAGUAAUAAUAACCCUCCGGUGGUUUGAGUUGAUUUAAGUGAAAGAAAACAAUCACAUGAAAGCAAAUUUUUAGACAAACAGAGUAAAAUAUCUGGAGAAGCGGAUGAUUUUGAAGCUAAAAUAAAUAAGCCAAUAUCUCCAGAACAAAGUUUUGUGGGAAGGAAACCCGAAGAAGAGACCAAGAAUAUGUUUAUGAUAGAUAGAUCCAAAUAAACAUAAGCAGAUCAAGAACACUCCUCCGGUUAACAUAAGUUCCAGGAAGAACUCUUUUUGGCCAAAGUGUGAGUCUGAAGAGAGUUUAAAGAUGGAGAAUGUGCCGCUUUCCACUCUGAAUAAUCACGAAUCUCUCUGAAAUACAGAAUCGAAUGUUGAUUACUAUACUCCUUCAGUCCGUUUCUAUGAUAAUAUGAUGCCUGCUCCUGAAGUUCAAAAGCAGUUGAUUCUUCAGACAAAUUGAGGAGAUUCUCAACUUGAUAUCUCCAGUUUUGCUAUUUCUAUUAAUUGGUGGAAGUCUUGGUGUGACUAUAUUAACAUUGAAUUUGAUGAGCUGAUCAAAAAUAGCAAUUUGUCUCACAACAAUACUUCUAAAGCUUCUGAAUCGAAUAGGGAAAGUUUGGUUAAAGGAGUGAAUCCAGGUGACGAAAGUGUUCUAGACUUAGUAUCAGACCUCCCCUCAAUACCCUCUCCAAAAUCCCCCUCCAAACCCCUCCCCGACCAAAACCUGCUCUCUUGGCAAGAACUGUACCCUCCCCCAGGCAAAAUCGACAACUCCUGCUUAAUAAAACUCGCCUUCUCAGAGGAUAUUGCAGAAAGUGAUAGUGACAACCAGCAGUUUGAGUUUAAUAAGGAGAUGAUGGAGGGGUAUGAUUAUGUGAAGGUGACAGAGGAUGUGUGGGAGAGAUUGGCCAAAUGGUAUGAUUAUGAUUAUGAGUUAAAGUUUGCGUAAAGUUGAGGAUUGGAG